UUUUCGAUGUGAACGAGAAUGGGAAACCCUGGAAUAGUGGUUGUGGAGGGCACUGAGUAUACCCUCCGCUUGUCUGCCAGCGGGCCGGCGUACACGCUUAUCAUCGAGGAUAAGAAUUGCGGAUUCCGACUGGACGUGGACCUCGUCCCGGCCAUCAAGUUCCCUGAGGACCGGUGGCCUAUCACCAAGAAAUAUAGAAAGAUCCCCAAGCGUUGCAAGAAGGAGUUUUUCAUGGUGGUGCCGAAGCCCUACAAGGGCGGUCGCAGCCCGUACGACUCUGACCGGUCAUGGCGGCUCGCCAUGCACAUACAGGAGAAGGACCUCAUGUAUGACUCGUGUCAUAUGAAGCAGGUCAUACGGCUGAUAAAGAAACUACGCGACUCCCUAGGCAUGGACAAAAUAGCAAGCUACUACAUCAAAACCAUAUUCUAUCACGAGGCCAUCGAACGAGAGAACGACGAAGAUUUCUGGAGCAGAAACAGCCCAGCCGAUCUCUUCAUAUACAUGGUCAAGAAGUUCCUACAAUACUUGGAGAAUAAAAACAUUCCAUACUUCUGGAACGCGGAGAAUAAUUUGAUAGAACACAUUAAUGACUCCACUUUGGUCAGCUACGCGAAUAAGUUGAGGAAACUUGUGAAAGUUUUGGACAAUUUGGAUGAUCCGGAAAACUAUAAGAAGGUUGCGCAGUUUUUGCUGACGGAGAGUCAGUAUGAGUUGUAUAGGAAGAGAAUAUUGCGCAUAUAAUUAUAGGUAGGUACAGUCGAAUUCAUUAAUAUCUAUACAUUUCUUAACCUUAACUCGUAGCAAUAAGGUGAAAAAAAUUAUACAUAUUUAUGAACUCUACUGUACUUUAAGUGUCAAAGUGUACACUGUGCUGUAUGAGGCUGAUUUAUUUAGAAAUUAAGAACCUGAUCCUGAUGAAACUCUGUUCUUGGAAUAAAUUAAGAUA
Messenger RNA from Leguminivora glycinivorella, 949 nucleotides. RefSeq names its product cyclic GMP-AMP synthase-like receptor. The record is from RefSeq and is a predicted model, not a curated record. Lineage: Eukaryota; Metazoa; Arthropoda; Insecta; Lepidoptera; Tortricidae. The coding region runs from base 19 to 744 and encodes 241 amino acids. The transcript is spliced from 4 exons.